AUGAUGGAUGGUUUAAAAUCUUUUUUUAUAAAACCUAUUAUAAAAGUUGUAGUUUUGGGAGAUUCAGGAGUAGGUAAAACAGCAAUAGUGAAUCGUUUUACUGAAAAUUAUUAUUCACCCAAAAAUAAAGCUACAGUUGGUGUUGAUUUUAAAAGUAAAGAUAUAUUGUUUAAUAAUGUUAGUGUAACAUUGCAGAUAUGGGAUACUGCAGGUGAAGAGAGAUUUAGAUCUUUGGGAGUCCAAUAUUUUCGGGGUGCUGAUUGUUGCAUUUUGGUUUUUGAUACCACAAACAAAUAUUCUUUUUCUAGAUUACAAUAUUGGAAAGAAGAAUUUUUAAUUCAAGCUAAUCCUUUAAAUUAUGAUGAUUUUCCAUUUAUUGUUAUUGGUAAUAAAAUUGAUGAUAACAAUCGCCUUGUGCCAAAUGAAACAAUAAAUGAAUGGAGGAUGAGAAAUAAAGAUACCCCUUAUUUUGAAGUAUCAGCAAAAGAAGAUUUAAAUAUUCAAGCUGCAUUUAAUAUUAUACCAAAAGUUACAAUGCAAAAAACAUUUUUUGAUGACAAAUACAAUAAAAUUAAUCUUGAUGUAAUAUCUCUUCAAAAACCUGAACAAAAUUCAAAGAACAAACGUAGAUGUUGUUGUUAA
Molecule: messenger RNA, 642 nt
Organism: Strongyloides ratti
Lineage: Eukaryota; Metazoa; Nematoda; Chromadorea; Rhabditida; Strongyloididae
Product: Ras-related protein Rab-7a
Exons: 2
Coding region: 1-642 (213 amino acids)
Biological process (GO): phagosome-lysosome fusion
Cellular component (GO): late endosome; lysosome; phagocytic vesicle
Molecular function (GO): GTP binding; GTPase activity
Source: RefSeq, a predicted model, not a curated record